Rotaria sordida is the source of this 1620-nucleotide messenger RNA. NCBI's taxonomy places the organism in Eukaryota, Metazoa, Rotifera, Eurotatoria, Philodinida, Philodinidae. The record is from the annotation of a GenBank genome assembly.
AUGAAUCAAUCCAAUAUUAAUCUUCUUGAUUUACCUAAUGAAAUAUUAUUUAUUAUUUUAAAAAAACUCGAUAAUAUAGAUGUACUUUAUUCAUUAUUAGGUAUUGAUAAUCAACGACUUGAUACUAUAAUACAAGAAAAUAUUUUUACUAAUACUCUUAAUUUUGUAUUAACAACAUUAACUGAUAAUAUAUAUUCGAUUACUGAUCCAAUACUUAAUCGAUUUUGUAUAAAUAUCUUACCAAAAAUUCAUAACAAUGUUAAAUCUCUUAUUCUUGAUUCAAUAUCUAUGGAAAAAAUUCUUCUUGCUGGUGAUUAUCCUAAUUUAACUCAAGUUAAAAUUUUUAAUUUUAAUGAGAAAAUUCUUUCACGUUAUUUUACAGAUCAAUCACCUUUUCGACGUAUUUUUCAAGAACAAAUAACAGAUCUUAUUCUUAUAUUUGAAAAGAAUAUUAAUAAAAUAUUAGAAGAAUUUAAUACAAUCAAUUUAUAUACAUAUGUUUUUAAUUUCUUCAUAAAUCUUAAAUAUUUAUCUAUUACUGGAUUAUUUCCAUAUCCUUUUCCGCAUUUAAAUUGUCGUCAAUUACCUAUAACUAUUUGUUUAUGUUCAACUCUUUACAAAUUAUCUCUUGAUGUCCCUAGUCUUGUAGAUUGUUAUGCUUUACUUGAUGGUCGUCUUAAACAAUUAACUAUAUUAAUUCUUAAUAUUGCUAUGCUAAACUGUCGUAUAUCGAAUAUUUAUAAUAUGGAUGAUCUACCUAAUUUGAAGUGUUUCUCUUUAAAAGGAUUUAAUUGCUUUAUUGACUCAUAUGAUAAUAAAAUUUUACCUCUUUUGCGUCGUAUGUUAAAUCUUGAAGAAUUAACUUUAUAUUUUACUGUUGUAAAUCGAACUACAUUUAUCGAUGGUACUUCUAUUUAUAAUGAAAUUCUUGUUUAUAUGCCACGACUUAACAAGUUUAACUUUGGUAUUUGUACUGAGAUCAUAGUAAUAAACAAUUUAAUUCAUCGUUUAUCUAAAGAUGAUAUUCAACGAACUUUUACUAACAUUAUAUUUCAACAAGUGGAAUGUAUUGUCACUUACUCAUGUCGUAGAGGUAAAUGUUAUGUCUUUUCAUUACCAUUCAUGUUUAAUGAUCUCGAUUAUAUUGGUAAUAGAUUUCCAACUAUUAUUUUUACUUAUGUUCGAAGUUUAAAACUGGAGGAUGAAGUUCCAUUUGAACAUGAAUUUUUCAUUCGAAUUGCUUGGUCUUUUCCUUUACUUGAAAAAUUAUCUAUUAUGAAUCUUAAACGACAAUCAUCAAUUGCAAAAAAAUUGAACUGUGAUGAUAAUCAGUUAUAUUCAAUUGUUAAAUUUCCUUAUCUUACUUCAAUUUUUUUUUGUGAUGUUCAUAAUGAUUAUGUUGAACAAUUUCUCAAUGAUACAAAAACACAUUUACCUUGUCUAACUAAAUUAACAAUCGUUUGUAAUCAAUUACAACUUAUGACAGAAAAUUUUACAAGAGAUAGAACACGACUCAAUUGUAUCAAUGUGAGACAAUUAUUAAAUCUUGGUGAACCAAUAGUACAUUCAGAAGAUUUCUAUGUUUAUUUUCCUUUGUUGAAACCUAGCGUUUUUUUCUGA